AUGCACGGAUCCUCCGUCGAGGAAAUAACAUCGGCGGCAGAAACUGACGGCCCUGAUGAAGAACCACCGAGGAGAGCAAAAGAAGCGGAAAAACUUAAAAUGAUGCUGUUGGCUUGGUCAGGUGGUAGAAAUGGUGAAAUACUACCAGAUGAUGUACAGGACGAAGCGAGCCAAAUUUGGGCUGGUUACCAUAAUGCGCUUUCGUUGUCCAAGCAAACUCCACCGAUCCGAUCGGUGAGAAAUAUCAUAAGAAAGGAAAAAUUUGGACAUUUGGAUGGAGAACCUAAAAAUCUCUUUUGGCAGCUCCCAAGUCCCACUCAGGAAACCGGAUCGGUCCAUGACGAGACUUCGUCAUCAGGUAACAAAGACGAUGAUGACGAUGAAGAAGAAGAAUGUGAAGAAAAGAUUGACCCGCUGAAAUAUGAUCCGGAGAGAUUGAAAGCGUUCAAUAUGUUUGUGAGAUUAUUUGUAGAUGAAAAUUUAGACAGAAUCGUACCGAUCUCGAAACAACCAAAGGAAAAAAUUCAAGCCAUUAUAGAUAGUUGUACGAGACAAUUUCCGGAAUUCAGCGAGAGAGCACGUAAAAGAAUUCGUACAUAUUUAAAAUCGUGUAGGAGGAACAAGAGGACAAGGGAAGGAAACGCAGCAUGGGAGCCGAGUCGUCCGACGCCAGCACAUUUGACAUCCGUACAAGCCGAACAAAUAUUAGCCCAAGCCUGCGAAAAUGAAUCUCAUAACGCAAAAAGAAUGAGACUGGGACUCGAGCCUGUGACGCAACCCAUGCCGGGAAUAACGACGGACACGAGUACCACGGUAAGAAGUUUGACGAACAACGAGGGAACAACAACAAGGGAAAGGGACCAUUACACUUCUCCGGUCAGUAGUACCAACACCGUUGAAAAACACAACAUAAAACACGAGCCAAACAGCGGAUCGGUAUCGCCAACUGUACAAAAUAAAACUUGCUCUCUCGAAGCUCUCGCGAUCGCGAGUGCAAAUAAUUUAAGUCCAAAUUUAUUAAACGGGUCAGCUCCUCCUGCUUCAGUGGCAGCAGCAGUUGCGGCAGCUGCAGCAGCACCAACGGCAAUGUACCGACCAAAUUUUUCACAAGCAUUUCAAAAAGCAGGAACGGGUGGCGGUGGUGGUACUACCACUUACACAACACCCGGAUUAUUUUCAUUGCCGUGUUCUCUUACAAACGGUACUAGACCCACGGAUUUAAGCAUGAAAAAUAAACCUCUUUUAACUCAUAAAUUGAAUCCAGCAGAAAUGACUGCCGUAAGACAGUUGAUAACCGGAUACAGGGAAAGUGCAGCGUUUCUAUUAAGAUCCGCUGACGAACUUGAACAAUUGCUUAGAAAUCAGUAA
This is a messenger RNA of Pediculus humanus corporis (human body louse), 1368 nucleotides long. RefSeq lists its product as uncharacterized. The record is from RefSeq and is a predicted model, not a curated record. Lineage: Eukaryota; Metazoa; Arthropoda; Insecta; Psocodea; Pediculidae. The coding region runs from base 1 to 1368 and encodes 455 amino acids. The transcript is spliced from 9 exons.